This is a messenger RNA of Mesorhabditis belari, 333 nucleotides long. The record is from the annotation of a GenBank genome assembly. NCBI's taxonomy places the organism in Eukaryota, Metazoa, Nematoda, Chromadorea, Rhabditida, Rhabditidae.
AUGGAGACGAAGGAUCGUCGCGAGCGUUUUAUGCGACGGCACACAACGUUGAGAUCAUCACACACUUCACAAGAGGACGCUGGGAGCUCAUCGGGCGCCUCGUCCCUCGACGAGCCGCACACCGGCGAAAGGAAUGUCACUUUCCUUUGCCCACCACAAGAUAAUUUUCAUCUACAAGUGCCUACGCUAUUUCAACAAAAUGAGGAUCGACCACCGAUGGAGAGGCCACCACAUCAGCCUGAUGUAAUCGAGAAGAUCCCAAUGAGAGCCCGAUCACAGAGUUGGCUCAUCCGCACCAGACAUCUCAAUGAGCGAAAGGUGAGCGAAUUGCUU